Camelina sativa (false flax) is the source of this 731-nucleotide messenger RNA. RefSeq lists its product as uncharacterized. The record is from RefSeq and is a predicted model, not a curated record. Lineage: Eukaryota; Viridiplantae; Streptophyta; Magnoliopsida; Brassicales; Brassicaceae.
GACUCGUGAUGAGGAACGUGAAGAGGUUCUUCGGAUGGCCUGUCGUUUCGUCGUCGCGGGGUUGCUUGACCUUUUGACAGGAGUAAAUUAUAAACCAUAGUCAAUAGUUAUAACGUUAACCAAGGUUAGGUUAUAUAAACCAUUUAUUAUUCCUCCCUCUCAUUUAACAAACUCCAAAACAAAAACCUAUUCUACGCUUUUCACAAUCUUUCUUCCUAAUCUCUGCUCGCAAGAUUCAGAUCGCAAAUGGAUGGUGAUGGAGGAGUUGUUGAUCAGAGACGUGAAGAUGAACAACGUGAGAGACGUGAAGAGCUUGGUAGGUUGACCGUCCGUUUCUUCGUCGCUGUCUCGCUCAAUCUAUCCGCCGGAGUCUGCAAACGAGUGACUGGUCUCGACGGUUCGGGAACGGAGAACGGAGACCACGUGGCGUUAUACUGGGCUAAGAAGUUUAACAGGAUGGCGGAGAUUUCGUGUAUGAUCGUGAUAAUACAGAUCGUUUUCGCGACGGUGGUGAUGGCACGACGGAUGCGAAGUCUUAGACGAGACUGCGAUGUCUAGCUCGUUGUGGGUUUCAUCUGCUUGUUGGUCUCGCUCUGUUUCUCCGCUUACCUUCGCUGGUUUGUGUGACUUCUUCCAUCUAUGUCGCCGGGGAUCUGAUCACAGUUUUUUUUUCUUCUUCUUUGGGUUUAUGUUUUGAACAUUACUGUUUCUUGAUUCCAUGUUAGUAUGAU